AUGAUGAUGAAUCAGAUCUACAACUGCUGGUGGGGCAAAGGCCGUUGGUACGGAGUCGGAGGACAUCGAAUCAAGAACCCGGAGCCUCUGGAUAAACAGUGCAUCAAAGUGAUUGUGGCUGAAAGUAAGGCGAAUGGACUGGCUGGAAAGCGAAUUUCCCGUUUGUUUAAACUUCCAAACGCGAUCCUGGUCAAAGUUUUCGACGAAAUGGCCGAUCAUAACAUGCUGCGGAACAGUCUUUAUUUGGAGCUGCAGGAUCCCAUUUUGUUCAUUAAAAUCUUCAGAUUAAACUCGCUAGUUGUUCAUCGGAUCAUCAAGGAGCUUACGCUAGCGCAAAAGCCGAUCGUGCUCAAGUUGGUCGAUAACUAUAUAACGCAGAUGAAGAAGGAAUCUAAGAAUAUGCCGGAGUCAGUGGAUUUGGUAGAUCGCGUCGCUAUCGGUCUGGAGCUUGGGGCAUAUCUUUACGAUUACGGUUGGUGGGAUUACGCGAUCCUGCUGCUUGAAUAUGUCAGAACUCUAUUGAGUUUAAUCAAAGAUGAUGGACAGCGAAAAAAGUUCGAGUUGCGGUGUUUGCAACAAUCGCUUCAAGUUCAGGGUAUCAGCUUAAAAGAAUGUGCCGAUUGUACUUUUAAACUACUACAUUCUAUGAUCGCUACCAUCGACGAUAAGAAUACAAAAAUAAAAACUUAUCUGCUCUUCUCGAGAUAUUUCUACAAUCGUAAGCUUCAUGACAAAAGUCAUCAGUGGAAUUUGAAAGCCCUGAACCUCAUGGACGAAUUCAGUCCCUCGGAAGAUCUCAUCGAAAUUCUUCAACUGAUGGCAUUAUUCUGCUGUUCGAAGGAAUCUUAUGCCAUCGGAAAUGAACUGAUCUCCCAAGCAAUGAAACGUGGCCGGACUCACUACGGAAGCCUGGAUCGUCGAUAUGCCGAUGUGAUCGAAUCCUACGGAUUUUGUCUGCUGGAGAUGGAUGCUUUCUCAAGAUAUGUUAGCAUAUUUAUGGAACAGCUGGACAUCAUAACCCGCAUCUAUGGGCUCACCUCGCCCCACGUUCCGAUGAUCAUGAGCUGGCUUGCCUAUGGUCUCUACAUGAAAUCGCAUACCGCCAAUCGGUUCGAUAUGGCCGAAGAUCAGAUUAGGAAGGCAAUCGAUUUGGCGGAAGAGCUGCAGCCGGAAAGAACCGGGCUGAUAUACAAAUUCAAGGAAAUGAGAACCAUGAUACAGAAAGGACACGAUCCAAAGAUGGCUGCCAUCAUCGAGCGUGAGCCGAAGAAGGCUUUCGAUUUCGAGUGUCUGAACUUUGCUGAAAUUCGAGCGAAGUAUUUGGAGUUCGAUGCGUCUAUUCAAAGGAGAUGA
This is a messenger RNA of Uranotaenia lowii, 1353 nucleotides long. Its product is annotated as amyloid protein-binding protein 2-like. Gene Ontology annotation, molecular function: protein binding. NCBI's taxonomy places the organism in Eukaryota, Metazoa, Arthropoda, Insecta, Diptera, Culicidae. The transcript has a single exon. The coding region runs from base 1 to 1353 and encodes 450 amino acids. Gene Ontology annotation, biological process: intracellular protein transport. The record is from RefSeq and is a predicted model, not a curated record.